GUGGUCCCAGGCCAACAGUGACCUUGCUGACCAGCUGCAGAAGGCCGAGAGUCAGCUGCAGCUCUGGAAGGCUUACCACAGUGCUCACGCCGAAGCCACCGCCCGGCUGGCUCAACAGGAAGUGAAGUUUGAGCAGCUUGCAGACAUCAACACAUCUGGAAACAAUGUGGCAGAGGUCCUCCCGCUGGCCCUUCAGGAUGUAAAGGAGCUACAGGAUGGUGUGCAGAAGACAAAAGAAACCUUUCUCCAAAAUAUCACCCUCCUGGAUGGACUCCCUCAGCCCACAGAGCUGGGCAGCCCCCAGCAGUUCACAGUUCAACGGCACUCCCUGCAGAGAGCUGACUACCUGGAAAAGAUGCUGUUGCUGAAGGCGAAUGAAUUCGAGGUUCAUUUCACUCUUCCAUUCAGGUCGAAGGCUUUGGGCAUUUGCAUACUGCCUUCCAUAACCGUGCUUAAUGAAGCCAUGCCAACCUACAUGAGUCUGGCUUCCACCACAGGCAGUGGCAGAUCUUAA
Dipodomys ordii (Ord's kangaroo rat) is the source of this 514-nucleotide messenger RNA. Its product is annotated as nesprin-2-like. The annotation marks the transcript as partial. The record is from RefSeq and is a predicted model, not a curated record. Lineage: Eukaryota; Metazoa; Chordata; Mammalia; Rodentia; Heteromyidae. The transcript is spliced from 2 exons.